Molecule: messenger RNA, 3186 nt
Organism: Asterias rubens (European starfish)
Lineage: Eukaryota; Metazoa; Echinodermata; Asteroidea; Forcipulatida; Asteriidae
Exons: 4
Coding region: 1-3186 (1061 amino acids)
Biological process (GO): regulation of transcription by RNA polymerase II
Molecular function (GO): RNA polymerase II cis-regulatory region sequence-specific DNA binding; DNA-binding transcription factor activity, RNA polymerase II-specific
Source: RefSeq, a predicted model, not a curated record
AUGAGGAGGCAUGAGAGAGUGCAUGCAAACUCAACACAAAUAGAACAGGUCCAGCAGCCGGUUGCACUACCCAAACUCUCAAAACACAAACCCUUUAAGUGUCCUGUUUGCGACAAAGGCUUUUCUAGAAAAGACAAUCUACGGCGUCACAUAAGGUUGAAGCAUCCAGACCCCCCUACCGACCCAGAGCCCCCUCAAGAACCUCCAGCCGACCCAGAGCCCCCUCAAGAACCUCCAGUCGACCAAGAGCCACCCCACGAACCUCCAGCCGACCCAGAGCCACCCCAAGAACCUCCAGCCGACCCAGAGCCACCCCAUGAAGAACCUCCAGCCGACCCAGAACUACCCCAAGACCCUCCAGCCGACCCAGAGCCCCCUCAAGAACCUCCAGCCGACACAGAGCCGCCAAAAGACCCACUGCGAGAAGAUCCGCUCGAGUUUCCAGUUCUGCUUCAGGAGAAAGUCUCGGAGUUGAUGACAAGAGAGGCGUUUUGUGUCUCUGAUGAGCAGAAUGACCAACUAAAGUCAACCUUUGCUGAGUGUGAACAAGGUCUCGGAAACACCAUUGAGAAGGGGUCAGCAGCUGAUUUGUUGUGGGAACAACAAAAAGAAGCCAUUGCGAAGGGCAAGCAGAUGCGCUGGCACCCAGCAAUCAUACGUUGGUGCAUUGCCCUUCAAAGUAAAUCUUCAACUUCUUAUAAUCUUCUUCGGCAGAGUGGGUUUUUGAAGUUGCCUCAUCCAAGCACACUGCAUCCAUAUACCCACUUUGCCGAUCCAACAACCGAGUUUAAUGCAGCGAUGCUCAACAGGGUUGUGCAAGAUAUUUUGUCUUGCCCGGUUCAUGAGAGGAAUGUUUCAUUGCUGUUUGAUGAGAUGAAAGUCAAGGCGGGUCUGGCCUUUUCAGUGAGGUCGGGAAAGGUAAUUGGGUUUACCGAUGUGGGAAGUUUAGCAAAUGAGGUGGCCGAUUUUGAAAGGAAAUGUCGUGGGGAGUCGGAGCCGGCAGUGGCCAGUCAUGUGCUUGUCCUCAUGGUUCUAGGAAUUUUCAGUUCACUCCAUGCACCAGUUGGAUACUACCCGAGUACAGGUGUCAGCAGUGACCAACUGUAUCCAUGCAUGUGGGAGGCCAUUGUUUUCCUUGAGUUGGGGUUGGAUGACAGAAAUGGUGCACUGCUCAAGUCAAUCUUUGUAGCAGCAGGUCGUGGACGGCGCCCAAACAUACCAAAGUUAGAGCCAACACAUCAGCUACUUCUUCAACUGUACUCAUUAAAGGUCAACUAUCAAAUAUCAUGGAAAGAUGUUGUCAUCUGGAUGGGAAAGCUUUUCCCAAACUACCCCUCGGCUAAGUGUAGGCAUCUAAUCGAAUCAGUUGUAAAUCGUGUUCUUGCACUUCAAGCACCUGAUCGGCAAACCUUCUACUGCCAAGCUAUCAAUCUCAACUUAUUAGGUCCAAGAUGUGAUGCAGCUGACAUAACCCGCCUCUCCUUGGACAGUCCACCGAUGCAGCGUGAUGAUCUCUUGUCCCGAGGAAUUCUUCUAGAAUUGGCAAGCGCUUUUGGAAGUGAAGUAUUUUCAGCUGUGAACCAUUUAUAUUCCAAUAGGUACCAAGAACAGAUGAUAAGAACCGAACUUAAAAAAACUAGGUUGACGUACACAAAACUCAACAAAUCUAAGAGAAGAAGUAAUGCAGCCAAUGAAUUUCUUGACACGGUAAUAGAAGUGAAUGUAGUGCCUGUAUUGGAGGCAAGUAAUGUAGAUAAUGGUACAUGUCAAAGUAAUGUAAGUAAAAGUAGAGUAAGUAAUACUACCACCUCAAGUAGUAAAAUAAGUAAACUGGAAUGUACUUCCACUGAGAAAGAAAAAAAGGAUGGAAAAAAGAAAGAUGCAAUACUAAAAUCUCUAACAAAAGAAAAAGGAGACCUUCAGGAGAAAGUAGACAUUCUUACAGGUCUGUGUAAGGAAAAAUCAGAUACCAUUAAUGGGAUGGAAAAACUUGUGCAAGAUCUUGAGACAAAUCUGCAUUCCAAUAGCACGAAGAUCAAAGCUAUUGAAUUGGAAGUGCAGGGAUUGAAAAUUAAGUUGAAAGAAAAAACAGAUGUGUUGAAAACUUUGAAAUCAAGUGCCACGUAUCAAAGCCUGAGAAGAAAAAAACUGCGUCUUCAACAAAAAGAGAACACAAUCAGAAACAAAGAAUUACUUAUGAAAUCAGUGGAAGUUCAAAGGUUGAAGGGUAAGAUUAAAUGUUUGCAAAGGAAGAUGAGUGCUCAAACAAAAUUGGUUUUGUCAAUAAUUAACGGGAACAAAAAACUGCAAAAAGACUUGAAGGAUCUAAAGGUUGAAUAUGCAAGUUUAGACUUUCAACAUGCAAUGUUGGUCUCUGACCAAAUAGAGCUAAGAGGGGAGGGGCAGGGACGGCCAUUCAAAGAAAAUGUAGAAAAGUGUGUGAUGGAGCUGUGUUGCGAAUAUUAUAUUCCAACGACCAAGGUAGGGGGUGUUCUUGGAACAGUUUGUAAAUGGCUAUUCAACAAAGAAAAUAUUGAUAGUGUCCCGUCUGCUGCAACAGCAAAUAAUAUGGUUGACAGGGCACAAGUAUUAAGCAAGCUUCAAGUUGCAGAAUGUAUGCUUUCUUCAGAAAGGUGGGAUCUGCAUGGUGAUGGAACCUCAAGAGAUGGCAACAAAAUUAUCGGACAACAGGUAACCUUACAGACGGGACAGACAUUAUCAGGGGGGUUUUCAUCUGUUGCAGUAGAAGACGGCACUACACUUUUAGAUAAUGUCAUUGCCAUGAUGGAUGAGCUAAGUGACAUCAUAAGUGACAAUGACAAGGAUGAGGUCUUUAAACGUAUGGUGGGAAAUAUGUUUGCUGUAAUGUCGGACAGAUCUAGUGUAAACAAAUCACUCAAUAGCCAGCUUCAGUCCUACCCUGAAAGUCUUCUGGGCGAGGACUCGAUAGAUUUGCAUUUUUUGUUUUGCAAUGCCCACUUUCUUCUUGGGCUAUCAAACACAUGUGAAAGUGUUUUGAAAAUGUGUGAGAAGGAACUGGUUAAAGACAUGGGCCACGGUCUGGGCAGGGAUGCUAGUGCAAAGUUCAGCAGAUUUAACUCCUCAGGUGAGUCGUCUGGGGCUCGAUACAUCCGAACAGGUUGUGAUGUACUAGGACCAAGAGGGGAUCAGAAGAACGGUUGCUAA